CUCAGCUCUCUCUCUCUCUGUGUGUCAGUCUCUCCCUCUCUCCAUGAUAUGCCGUAGUCAGUGAGGACAGCCAAGAACCCGCACCCUCUCCUCUUGCUCUUUCAAAGGCUCAUUAGGCGUCCUGCUUCGUUUUAUGGAAAGAGUGGGGGAAUUACGACCCAGAAGAUUUUAACAGAUAUAUUUGGAGACGUUUCUCUGCAUAAGCAAACUGACUGCCAAACCUGAAUUGCCAGCAGGGAGAGCGACCGAACAGCUAAGCAGCUGCCGUCAGUUUCAGCCUGCCUGUGGUGCAGGUUUUUCAGGUCACACACACCUGCCUGUCACACACACACACACACACACACACACACACACACACACGCAUAAAGGUGCUGUUUGAGGUAACCGCCUGCACAGGUACUUAAACAUUCACCCGGGACCUCGGCUACUUAAAGAAGAUCCGGUUGCUUCCCAGCUUGCUAUUGCCAUCAAACCUGUGCAGAGAGAAGAUGUCCACGGAAACAGCUGUCAGCCCCACAGAAGAACAGUUGGAGAUUUUGGAGUAUAACUUCAACAAAGUGAACAAGCACCCUGACCCAACCACCCUUUGCCUUAUUGCUGCUGAGGCAGGGCUGACCGAGGAAGAGACGCUGAAAUGGUUCAAGAAGCGCCUGGCGGAGUGGAGGAAAUCGGAAGGGCUCCCUUCAGAGAGCGGGUCUGUCAGAGAUUGACUUGAACUUUCCCUGGAAAACCAGUGAUUCCUUUUGCUGUGGAACACCACGUUGCUGUAAAACUCAUUUUUCCCCUUGUUAUUUAACCUGCUGCCUUAUUUAAAAUGUACAUAACCUGAUAGGGGGAAUAACUGUAUGAAAUCAUAUAUGCUGGUUAUAAUGUAAUAUUUUACAACAAAAAAAGGAUAAAGUAAAUCCCACUGAUGACAGCUACUUUUGCAAUGGCAUGGAGGGUUGGAUGUGGUUAAGAAUAAUAACGACAUUGCCCUGAAUUCCUGGCAAAACCAACCUGAAUGAGCAGACUGGGUGAUAUAUAUGCAUUUUCAGU
Molecule: messenger RNA, 1038 nt
Organism: Elgaria multicarinata webbii
Lineage: Eukaryota; Metazoa; Chordata; Lepidosauria; Squamata; Anguidae
Gene: HOPX
Product: HOP homeobox
Exons: 3
Coding region: 489-710 (73 amino acids)
Biological process (GO): cell differentiation; regulation of transcription by RNA polymerase II
Cellular component (GO): nucleus
Molecular function (GO): DNA binding
Source: RefSeq, a predicted model, not a curated record